AUGUCUGACGCCGUCUGGAUUCAGGUGACCAACACCACUGGAACCUUUGGACUAGUCUUAUCCAUCUCCUCGAAUUGUACCCUCCUUGCACUAAUGAUGUGUAAAAUGUCGCCGGUAAAAGGUGCCUAUAAAAAUAUUCUUAUAUUUUUCUGCGCCUUCACCAUGUUUUAUUCGUUUGUCGAGUUGUUCCUCCGCCCGAUUAUUCAUAUCUAUGACGACACACUUUUUGUGAUGCAGAGGAAGUGGUUUGAAAUGUCGGCGAUGGUUUCUCAUCUCACCACAACAAUGUACUGCGGGUGCUACGCCAUGAGUUUUGUCCUGUUUGCUCUCCAAUUUCUAUAUCGCUACGUGGCAACCUGUAAGCCUCUAUACACCGAUUUAUUUCAAGGUGUACGCUUUGUUUUCUGGAUUUUCGGUGCAUUUUGUGUGGCUCUUAGUUGGGAAGCGGCGGCGUUCUUCUUGUUCCCACAGAGCUCACGGACCCAAAAAAUGUUUCUUCAUAUCGUGAAGCAUUCUUACGGUCUGGACCCCAAUUUUGUGGAUUAUGUGCCUUAUCGAUAUUUCGAAAACGAUGAGGGUGUCCGGAGAAUCAUUAUGAUAAAUAUUGUUGGGAUUAUACAGCAUGUCAUAAUUAUGGCGAUUUCCUUUGGGACAUUGCUCUACUGCGCCUUUAAAACAUAUUCAACGAUUAGUCAGCAUAAGGGGAUGUCGGUGAAGACGAAGGAGCUGCAAAUGCAACUUUUUAGGGCGUUGGUGGUGCAGGCCACAAUCCCCACUAUCUUUAUGUACAUUCCCCUCCUCUUCCUCUACGCCUGCCCGCUAUUCAACUUUCAACUCGGACCCCUCGCCAACUACCAAACAAUCAUGGGGCAGUUAUAUCCAGGUGUCGACCCACUCGCCGUUUUAUUCCUUAUCACGGCGUACCGAAAAACUUUGUGCAGUUUGGUGUGUCUACGCCCGUCUACUUGGAGAUCGUCGUCUACGGAUUCUCAGAAUUAUGAGGUGACUCCAAGAAGACCGAGGAGCUCAACAGUCAGUCCGAGGAUAUAG
Molecule: messenger RNA, 1050 nt
Organism: Caenorhabditis remanei
Lineage: Eukaryota; Metazoa; Nematoda; Chromadorea; Rhabditida; Rhabditidae
Exons: 5
Coding region: 1-1050 (349 amino acids)
Biological process (GO): olfactory behavior; G protein-coupled receptor signaling pathway
Molecular function (GO): G protein-coupled olfactory receptor activity
Source: RefSeq, a predicted model, not a curated record